Molecule: messenger RNA, 3533 nt
Organism: Anolis sagrei ordinatus
Lineage: Eukaryota; Metazoa; Chordata; Lepidosauria; Squamata; Anolidae
Product: zinc finger protein with KRAB and SCAN domains 8-like
Biological process (GO): regulation of transcription by RNA polymerase II
Cellular component (GO): chromatin; transcription regulator complex; PcG protein complex
Molecular function (GO): DNA-binding transcription factor activity, RNA polymerase II-specific; RNA polymerase II cis-regulatory region sequence-specific DNA binding
Source: RefSeq, a predicted model, not a curated record
AUCACUUCCCUUUGAUCUGCAUCUCCCUGUUCCUCUUUCUUCUCUGCUGUGGAUACAUUCUAGCCUGUGGCAGGGCAUCCUUCCUUCUCUUCCUUGUGUUGCCUGCCUGCCUGUCCUGGCCCAGCGAGGGUUAAAGGCAGGGAGCUGCAGCUUCCUAGAGGCUCUCCUUCCUUCCCAUUUCCCUUGCCCGCCUCCCUUCAGACACACUCACUCCAGGCUGGGAUUGACUGGAGCUUUCCCCCCAUUGCAACCCCAUCAGGGUGCAAUAGUUCCCACAUCACAAUACCCCGCUUGCUUGGUGGGAGUCCUCCCAAAGCCUCCGUCCAAGUCCAAGCCUCCAUCCAAGAAAGGCGGUGUCUGAAGUCGCCUUAGAGACUGGGUCAGAAAUGGAAGGCUUGCACACAGCUGACUUGGAUGUGAUCAAGAUUGAGAUCGGUGAUGAAAUCUGGGAUAAGAUGGCACCGCAGAGCCAGAGCGAGGACAGCCUGGGCUCCGAUGCCUGCUGUCGGCGCUUCCGGCACUUCCGGUAUCAUGAUGCCAAGGGACCCCGAGAGGUUUGCAGCCAGCUCCACACUCUCUGCCGACUGUGGCUGAAACCGGAUCAACACACCAAGACGCAGAUCCUGGACCUGGUGAUCCUGGAGCAGUUCCUGACCAUCCUUCCCCUGGAGAUGGAGUGCUGGGUGAGGGAAUGUGGGCCGGAGACCAGUUCCCAGGCCGUGGCCUUGGCUGAAGGCUUCCUCCUGAGCCAGACGGAGGAGAAGAAGCAGAAAAAGCAGCAGAUGCUGUUUGGAGGGGUGCCCAAUGAGUUUCCCGAGAUCAAGUUCCUGCGUUCCCCAUUUGACAUCAACUGUCGGCUGUCACCCUGCUGGAGCCUGAAGCAGGAUAUGGAAAGGUUCGCCUCACUAGGUGGGGAGAUGACGUCCGUGGCCCAUUCACUUCACGAUGGAGUUGAAACGGCUUUCAUGCAACUCAAUCAGGGUCUGUUAACCUUUGAGGACGUGGCUGUGUAUUUUGAUGAGGAGGAUUUGGUGCUGUUGGAUCCGGACCAAAGGACCCUCCAUCGAGCAGUCAUGGAGGAGAACUUCUGGAAUGUGGUCUCUCUGGGCACCGAAAUCCUGAGGACCACAAAAGAGAUGGAAAAUGAGUCAGAAAUCCACGGGAUGGUGUUGGAAAGAGCCCGAUGCAGAGGGACCAAAGAGCGGAAGAGGAAAACGGAAGUAAAGCAGAAGCGAAGGAAGAAACCUGUGCUUUGUCCGGAGGGCGGCUACCAGGAGAUCUCAAUCCAUGACCGAAUGGACAAAGGAAAGAAAAGGUACAAGUGCCCGCUGUGCGCAAAGGGCUUCAGCUCCAAAUCCACGCUGAAUCUCCACUGGAGGAUCCACACCGGGGAGAAGCUCUUCCAGUGCUUGGAGUGUGGAAAGAGCUUCAGCUGCAACUCCAGCCUGAAGACCCACAAGCGAACCCACACCGGGGAGAAGCCUUUCAAGUGUCCUCUGUGUGGGAAGGACUUCAGCCAGAGCAUCAACCUCACUUGCCACCUGAGGAUCCACACGGGAGAGAAACCCUUCAAGUGCUUCGAGUGCGGGAAGCGCUUCAAUAAGAAGGGGGACCUCAGCAGGCAUCAGAGGAUCCACACCGGAGAGAAGCCCUACUCCUGCUUGGACUGCGGCAUGAGUUUCCGCCACAAGGAGAGCCUCAAGAACCACCAGAGGCUCCACACGGGGGAGCAACCCUACAAAUGCUUGGAGUGCGGGAAGAACUACUCUAGCGCCACGAGCUUAACAAAGCACCAAAGGAUCCACACUGGAGAAAAGCCGUACAGAUGCUCAGAGUGCGGAAAGAGCUUCCAGGCAAACGGGGACCUCACGAGACACCAGAGAGUCCAUGUUGGGGAGAAGCCCUAUAGAUGCCUGGAGUGUGGCAAGACCUGCAGUCAAAGUGAAGUCUAACCUUUCCAUUGGAGUAUCUGCACCAGGGGUGUCAAACCUGUUGCACAGCAGUGAAUUUUAGCCAACGUCACAUUCAAAAGACACACAGGCAAGAGGAAAAAAUGAACAGAAAAACUCUUAUUAGCAGAGGCAAAACAUAAACUGGCAGUGUUGCAUACAAAAUAAACUGUACAACAAUCGUCCUUGUAAGUAACACAAAAUAAGGCUUCUUCAUCUUCAAUCAAAUGAGAGAGCAAAACAUAAACCUUGAGAAAAUAGCUAUUCCACCAUAGCCUCCUUCAGAGCAAUGUAUUACUUCUCCAAACUGCUCCCAAAGCUCUCCAAACUGUAUUCUAAAAACCAUACAGUUAUACCCCACCAGGUGUGGCCCAAACAUGCUGGCUGACCUACAUUACCAGCUGCACGUAAUAAUUAACAUUGUAAGUCUUUUCUUUAACACACACACUUGAUCCUGCUGCAACUUACUGUAACAAAACCCAUUUCUAGUGAGGCCACAUCUGCAUCGUGGUUGCCUUCAAAGGGCCACUGACUCCAUUGACGGAGAAUCCGUGGAUACAAGAGGGCCAACUAUAAUAUUUUUACAUAGUGGUCACUGCUCUGCAAAACAUAAACCUUGAGUAAAUAGCUAUUCCACCAUAGCCCUCCUUCAGAGCAGCGUAUUACUUCUCCAAACUGCUCCCAACGCUCUCCAAACUGUAUUCUAAAAACCAUACAGUUAUACCCCACCGGGUGUAGCCCAAAACAUGCUGGGUGACCUACAUUACCAGCUGCACGUAAUAAUUAACAUCAUAAGGUUUUUCUUUAACACACACACUUGAUCCUGCUGCGACUUAUUGAAACGAAACCCAUUUCUAGUGAGGCUACAUCUGCAUCGUGGUUGCCUUCAAAGGGCCACUGACUCCAUUGAAGGAGAAUCCAUGGAAACAGAGGGCCAACUAUAAUAUUUUUACAUAGAGGUCACUGCUUUUAAGUUCUUACCCAAUUUGGUUACCCAGAUCUUGUUGAUUGAUAGCUCCCAUCGCUUUUAAUUCUCCGCCAUGCAGGCUGGGAAUGGUAGGAAGUGCAAUCCAACAGCACUUGUGGAUCUGAGGUUGGGGAAUGGUUGAAGGACAUUUUGAAGUCCAACAUCACAUCCAUAAGUGUAGUAUCUAAAUUCAGACCACACUCUCCUGACUCAACAGACCAAACAGCAGUCUUCUAUUUUCCAUCAGGUCUAGUCAUGAUAUCCAAUGAUAAGGAAUACAGGAAAUAUAGCCCAGGAUCUGAAGGGCCACAUCAAAUGACAUGAUGGGCCGAAUUUGGCCUGCAGAAUGUGAUCUAGGUAAAGGUAAAGGUUUUCCCCUGACAUUAAGUCCAGUCGUGUCCGACUCUGGGGGUUGGUGCUUUCAAAGACUAUUUUUUUCCAGCCCUGGGCUGUACAGAAUCUUGAAGAGUACGAAUCACAAUUUUUGGAUAUUAAGGCAACAAUUGAUAUUGCAACAGCUUCCGCUGGUGGUGAAUGUGUGUCUCAAACCAACGCCUUUUGUACGCUAUGCAGCACUUACAGUUGUGUUAUUUAUUAUUAAAGUAUUGCAUCUUCCA